Nerophis lumbriciformis (worm pipefish) is the source of this 2778-nucleotide messenger RNA. Lineage: Eukaryota; Metazoa; Chordata; Actinopteri; Syngnathiformes; Syngnathidae. The record is from RefSeq and is a predicted model, not a curated record.
AUGAUGUGGUUUUUCUGCAUUUCCAUUGGUUUUAUGGUCAGUCUAUGCGGCGCUUGGGAAGAGAGUACCGUAGUACCGGUCAGGUUAGACCCAAUGGCGAGUAACGCCGAACCGGGGCGAACCUUCUCCCCUGAAGAAAAGCAGAAGCUGUCCCAGAUGAGAGUCUACAAGCUGGACGUGUUUGGUCAAGAGAUGGUUUUGAAACUGGAACCCGAUCAUACUUUCCUGGCUCCGGGUUUCGUCUUCCAAGUUGUGGCCAGUCCUGAAUCCGAACCGAAUCGGGAGACCGAGAGCACGGACGAUUCCGGGUGUUUCUUCUCGGGGACGGUGAAUGGAGAAGAACACUCGGCCGCUGCGUUGAACCUGUGCCAGGGGUUGAGUGGUGGAUUUUACUUUAAAGGGGAAGAGUACAUGAUCAAACCCGGCAAGGGAAAUGACUUUGGGACGGAGGAGGGGGUUCACUUCAUCCGCCGGAGGGCUCGGGAAACGGCCGGGGACGGGAGCUCCAAGUGCGGGGUCAAUGAGGACGAGGAGAGGGUGCCGAGUAAUGGCGAGAAGAAGCCUGACGUCAAAGUAGAAUCGACUGGCCACCACAGGACCAGACGUUUCGUUUCCACUCCACGCUACUUGGAGAUCAUGCUAGUGGCCGACCAGUCCAUGGCCGAGUUCCACGGCGCAGGUCUGAAGGCUUACCUCCUUACCAUCAUGGCGGUGGCCUCCCGCCUCUACCGCCACCCGAGCAUCCACAACUCCAUCAGCCUGGCCGUGGUCAAGUUGAUGGUGGUCUACGAGGAAGAGCGAGGGCCUCAAGUGUCAUCCAACGCGGCCAUGACACUCCGCAACUUUUGUCAGUGGCAGCGGCAGCACAACCCCGCGAGCGAUCGCCACCCGGAGCACUACGACACAGCCAUGCUCUUCACCAGGACGGACCUGUGUGGUGCCCAUUCCUGUGACACUCUUGGAAUGGCUGAUGUCGGUACAGUUUGUGACCCAGAGAGAAGCUGCUCCAUCAUCGAAGACGAUGGACUGCAAGCUGCGUUCACUGUGGCGCAUGAACUAGGCCAUGUCUUCAACAUGCCUCACGAUGAUUCCCAGCUAUGCUCCGGGGUCAACGGCCCCCACUGGGGCUCCCACAUGAUGGCCUCCACCUUGUCCAACCUUGACCAGCAGCAGCCUUGGUCCCCCUGUUCCGCCCUCAUGGUCACCACGUUUCUGGACAAUGGCCACGGUCAGUGUCUGCUAGAUAAGCCAGCCAAGCCUCAAGCGCUCCCCCUGCCCCUUCCGGGGACGGUCUACGACGCAGACCAUCAGUGCCGGCUUACCUUCGGCGACGAUUCCCAACAUUGUCCUGACCUGAGCACCACUUGCGCCGCCCUGUGGUGCACCGUGACGACGUCCAACGGUUUGCUGGUGUGCCAGACCAAGAACUCUCCGUGGGCCGACGGAACGUCGUGCGGUCACGACAGUUACUGUCUGGCUGGACGCUGUCUCACCAAGAGUCAAGCUUCCAAACAUCAGACUCCCAUCAACGGCGGCUGGGGAGUGUGGGGUCCCUGGGGCGACUGCUCUCGCACGUGCGGGGGCGGAGUUCAGUACUCCUUCCGGUCAUGUGAUGACCCUUUACCCAAGAACGGAGGCAAGUACUGUGAGGGCAAGAGAAUCCAGUACCGUUCCUGUCACACGGAACCCUGCCCCGAUACCAACGGCUUGUCAUUCCGGGAGGAACAGUGUCUGGCUCACAAUGACAUGUCAGCUCAAGUGUCCCUGGGAUACGGCGAAGGUGUUGAGUGGGUGCCCAAAUAUGCUGGAGUUUCACCUAAAGACCGAUGCAAGCUGGUGUGCAGGGCCAAGGGAACGGGAUACUUCUUUGUCCUCAAAUCUAAGGUGGCAGAUGGAACACCAUGCAGCCCUGACUCCACCUCCGUUUGCGUUCAAGGCCAAUGUGUCAAAGCGGGAUGCGAUCGAGUUAUCGGCUCCAGCCGGCGAUACGAUAAGUGUGGCGUGUGCGGAGGGGACGGCUCUACCUGCAAGAAAGUAUCGGGUUCACUGGAACGUGCCAGGCCUGGGUACCAAGACGUGGUGACAAUACCAGCAGGUGCCACACAUCUUGAUGUCAAACAACGAGCCCCCGGCAACGGUCGUCACGACAACAGUUACCUGGCAGUGCGGCGCCAGGACGGUACCUACCUACUGAACGGCGAUUACAAGCUAAUGACCGUGGAGUCGGACAUCGCUCUGGGAGGGGCGCUCCUGCGCUACAGCGGUUCUUCUGCCGCUUUGGAGCGCAUCCGCAGCUUUUCCCCUCUCCCCGAGCCUAUCACCAUUCAGGUGCUGUCAGUGGGAGAAGCCCCCAGGCCCAGAGUCAAGUACAGCUACUUUGCUCCCAGACCUGACGACGCUGGGCGUCGGCGUUCCGUCAACGCAAUUCCAGAUCUGGGCGUCGCCGAGUGGACUCUGAUGGACUGGGGUCCGUGCUCCCGGACCUGCGGGGGCGGCACGCAACAGAGGGAAGUGCUGUGUCUGGAUCCCCGAGGCCGCCCGUCCCAGGACUGCCCGGAAGAGCUGCGACCUUUGGCCUCUCGACCCUGCGCCUCUCAAGCCUGCCCCUCCUGGCUUCUCGGAGAAUGGUCGGCGUGCUCCAAGACCUGCGGCCGAGGUUUCCGUAAACGCCAGCUUCGCUGCGCGGGCACCGACGGCCGCACGCUGAGCCACGACAGCUGCGACUCCAAAGACCGACCUCGACCCCUGCUGGAGCUGUGCUAUCGAGGGACCUGCUAA